AUGACCUGCUUUAAUUGGAUGCAUCUUUUAUCCGAUGAAGGCCAGAGAUGGAUCGAAUCCCGAACAGGAGAAAAAGUCCGCUUCGAGGAGCUAUGGGCCCUUGAUCUUCCUUGGGCCAACACGCGCCGACUUUACAUGGAAACCCUGAAUUCUGGCUCCAUUCAUGAACUUCCAAGUCGAUGUUCGGUGGAAGGCCACGCCAAGCAGUAUUUCUCAUCCUUUCAAAGUCUUGUCUUUCCUGUGAUCAGCAGGUCACUCUUUGAGAAGACCCUAGAUCUUGCGUACGGACCACGUAGCUCUUUUGGCUCAGCCAGUGCUAGGUCAUGUGUCUAUGCAUUUCUUGCUGUGGUGCAUCUUUUUGAGAUAGGGGACAACCUUCAGGAAUCUAUGGAUUGUGGGUACUUUGCCUCAGUGGCGCAGACCUUUAUGGUUCAGAUCACUCAAGAGAUGACAGUUGAUGGACUCCAAGCGGUCAUAAUGCUUAUUCUAUUCCAGUACUUCCUAGGAGAUUUACAGGCAGCAGCAGUAUCUGUAUCAAUCGCCGCCCGCCUCCUAUAUACACUUGGCGCUAAUACAAUGUCCGGUGUUAAUCCAUCUGGUUGUUCGCAUCCUUAUGACAAAGAUAUGGAGGAAUAUCAUUUGCGCGAUCUAUUCUGGGUGUGCUAUUCAUUCGACAAAGAUAUCUGUUUAAGAACCGGACAACCACCCGCGAUCAACGACAGUUAUUGCAACUUGACACUCCCAUCAGACUACGCGCGGCUACAGGACUCCAAUAUUCUACGAGAUAGCAUGUCAAUGGACAGCCACACUCUCCCUCUUUUCCCUUGGGAUCUUCGACUCUCAAAGAUCAAGUCCGAAGCAUACGAGGCUCUUUACUCUGCCGGUGCGCAACGCAAAUCCGACUCGGAGAUCUUGUCAAGUAUUCGGAAUCUUGACGAGGCACUGGAGCAGUGGAGGGUAUCUUUACACCCUGACUUCCGACCAACUUUGUCAUUUUCCCAAGAAAUGCCGGUUAGUGCGAACUUGAAUACGCAGGCAGUAAUGCUGCGACUUGCGUACUAUCACUGCGUUACCAUGAUCCACCAAGCGAGUGAAAGAGGCAGACUGUCAGAUGAUUGCACCGAGGGUAGACUUAGUGGGAUAAAUACUAGUAUCAGCCUGGCCAUCAAUGCUGGGACGUCAACACUGUCCUAUCUCCAGACAGUAUUACCAGUAGUGGAGGGGGAAUGCUUCUGGGUUGUCCUCUUCUACGCCAUAACUGCUAUCCUGACUCUCUUUCGCAAUAUCCUGCAUAACCCUCUUGGUCCUGAAGCUCACCACCACGUUCAUAUACUACGCGAAGUACCUGAUCUGAUUCGCAAAAUUCCCAUCCGAAAGCUCACACUGGGCGAAGUCAUCCACCUUAGAUUUCUGGAUGGUUUCACCACCGAACUGGCGAGGCUAGGUGCAUGCGCUAUCUCCCAAGUGCAACAAGAGGCGACAGGCCCCUCUCACAAAUACUUCGUCCAAAACUAA
Messenger RNA from Aspergillus caelatus, 1515 nucleotides. RefSeq names its product transcription factor domain-containing protein. The record is from RefSeq and is a predicted model, not a curated record. NCBI's taxonomy places the organism in Eukaryota, Fungi, Ascomycota, Eurotiomycetes, Eurotiales, Aspergillaceae. Gene Ontology annotation, biological process: DNA-templated transcription. The transcript is spliced from 4 exons. Gene Ontology annotation, molecular function: zinc ion binding; DNA binding. The coding region runs from base 1 to 1515 and encodes 504 amino acids.